Messenger RNA from Astrephomene gubernaculifera, 2146 nucleotides. The record is from the annotation of a GenBank genome assembly. NCBI's taxonomy places the organism in Eukaryota, Viridiplantae, Chlorophyta, Chlorophyceae, Chlamydomonadales, Astrephomenaceae.
UAUAAAUUAAGCUACGCAGACUUCUGUAGCUCUCGCCGGGGACACCUUGCCCUAGAUCACUAAAUUGACCACUUUAAGUUGAUAGAGGAACGAGGUUUGUGACAAGCUCUUAAUUAACCUCUCCAACAGUUAACUAGCUGUUCAAUAAAGAUGCCCGCAAAGCGUCAGAAUGGCAAGACUGCAAUGGAGGAGGUGAUGAGCGGCGCCACGGAACGCGUUCUUAAGCAAAUAACGGAGCUUUACGAGCAAGGCUUAAGCGGAGGCCCUGGAUCAAUCGGCCUGAAGGCCAUAGCCGAGAGCCCCUUGCUUAAAAUGCAGAUGCGUAAGCCCCGCAAGAAGAUUAGCGUUAUGAUAGUCGGGAACCACAGCGCGGGCAAGUCCAGCUUCAUCAACUGGUACAUCGGCGAGGCUAUCCAGAAGACUGGCGUAGCUAUCGAGACGCGCGGCUUCACAUUCGUGACGUCGGGCAAGAAGCGGGAGACGCUCCAAGGUGACGCCACCGUGCGCUUCUACGACCACCUAAACGAGUUCGGCAAGUUCCAGGGCGUCAUGGCGAACCUGUUCACCGAGAUUAGCACAAGCCGGGACAAGAACUUCUCGUGCGUUGACCUCAUCGACACGCCUGGCCUGGUAGAUGGCGAGAUGCAGUAUCCCUUCAAUGUACAAGAUGCCAUCAUCUGGAUGGCCGACCACGUCGACCUCAUCCUCGUCUUCUUCGACCCCAUUGGCCAGGCGACCUGCAAGCGCACCAUGGAGGUGGUUGAGCGCCUCAACAACGGGCCGCACCUGGAGAAGAUCCACUACUUCAUGUCCAAGGCGGACGCCGUAGACAAGGAAUCGGACCGGCAACGCGUGCUGAUCCAGAUCACGCAAAACCUGGCGACCAAGAUCCGCAACAGCCACGCCUUCAACCUGCCCACCUUCUACCUGCCGCGAGAGGACGACUGCACCAUCCCCAACGCCAUCGAGGAUGUGUGCAAGGAGAUCGACAAGGCCAUCAACAUGACCGUCCAGAAGAACCUGCGUCAGCUCAAAGGCGACUGCGAGCGCAUCGUGGAGCGGGUGGGCGAGGUGCUGGCACAGGACAAGCUGCAGCGCGCGCGCAACACGCAGCGCACGCUGCAGGGGCUGCUGCUGGCGGUGCUGACGCUGGGCGCGGUGGGGCUGAUGGUGCUGCUGCUGGCCACCCGCUUCAUGGACACGCUCUGCGCGGACGCACUGCUCGGGGAGCACUGCCGCAAGGACCGCGCGGCGCAGCGGCUGCUCAAGCUGCAGCCGCUGGUGUACGGCAACUUCACGGCGCUGCUGGGCUGCGCGGCGGGCAUGGUGCUGGUGCUGAUGGUGGCGACGCGGCUGACGUGGCGCACGCAGCCGGUGCUGACCAAGAAGGACAUGAAGAAGCUGGACGAGUACCGCGCGUACGUCACCAAGAUUGCGGAGCAGGAGGGUGGGCUCUACAAGGAGUACUUCAAGACGCUCUCGUCCAUGGAGCACUAGAGCCCACCAGCGACCAGCGUGCCAGCAGGAAUGGGUGCCGCUGCUCUCACUGAGGGGUGCCGCUGCUGUCGUACGGGGGAGGUGGAUCAUGAUAGCCCUUUGGAUCUGCUUAUGGCCGUGCGGCUUACUACCCGAUUGAUGCUACCAAUCGGUGCCGUCCCAGGCAGACCUUCUUGGCUACCCUCUUGGACCGGCGUAAGCGUGGCAAACAAGGGCGGGUGUUCGAGACCGGUGUGACCUGUAGUGUGCGCUUUCAUAGGACGGCUGUUCUUUGCGCGUACGCAGUGACCCGAUACGGCGUGAGGGAGCGAGUGAACCGGUGGAACAGCGGGCUGCUGGCCUGCUGCUGCUGGUGGUGGACAGGGUCCGGAGCGACGGUGGUGACAUUACUGAGUGACCGCAGCGUUAUCAGGGUGCACGGAACUGGGGACAGAAACAGGAUCAGGCGGAGGACCUUCAGGCCCUGAUUGACAGACUGACGCAGGAGUGCAACACCCGGGAUUGCUGAAGGGCAGCAUGUGUGUCGGUGUAUGGGCGCUUGCCUGAUGUCGCAGGGCCGCAGAGCUGCGCGUAGGCAAGAGGCAUGCUGGUCAUGUUUGUAUGUUGCGCAAGGAGGACAAGGAUGGCUUUUGAAUACAACAGCUGGCGU